Bombyx mandarina (wild silkworm) is the source of this 2970-nucleotide messenger RNA. RefSeq names its product SWI/SNF-related, matrix-associated actin-dependent regulator of chromatin, subfamily a, containing DEAD/H box 1 (gene Etl1). Gene Ontology annotation, molecular function: ATP binding. Lineage: Eukaryota; Metazoa; Arthropoda; Insecta; Lepidoptera; Bombycidae. The record is from RefSeq and is a predicted model, not a curated record.
UCUAGAGUGCAGACUCGCGGACAAAAAUGGCUGAAAGAAAUGUUGUUUCGUUAAUGUGCUGUGGUAGUGCGAUAGAAUAGUGUAAAACAUUUCGCUACUUUUAAUAAAAUAACUCUUGUGUUAAAUUAAACGACAGUGUCGUAUAUAUACCAUUUAUAAUAUAAAAAUGUCUGAAAGUAACAGCCCUAGUGUGUUAAGUUAUCUAAGACAAUACAGGUUUCAGAGAAAACCAAAUGAAUCCUCAGGCUCCGGUAACCAAGUUACAAUUAAGGCUUCUACAUCGAGUUCUCAACCACAAAUAAUAAGGAUGCCAGCUCCAAACCACACUGGCCAACGUCAAAACAAUCCUGUUGUGGUCUACAAGAGGAUCAGGUUACCAGAUUCCGAUUCUGACGAUCCAGCAUCGCCAGCAAAGAAAGCAGCCCUCCAAGUUGAACUUACUCCAGCUAUCAAAGAGAGACGCUUUAGGAACAUGCUAGAAAUGUUUCCAGACAUUUCACCAUUGCUUGUCAAAAACAAAUUAGUCAAACAUGGCUGGAAUGAAGAGCGUUCAAGAGAUGAACUCCUGAAAUAUGACCCUGAGAGUAAUGACAAAGGAUCCUCAUCCACCUUCUUCAGUGCACCAUCUCAUUCAAAAACUAAUGGUAACAUGACCAUGGUGAGAGUGACUAGUGGUCCCAAUAGAUUUAAUGUUGUUGUGAGGAAGCCAGUAGUGUCAAAGGGUGGCAGAGCCAGAAGAGGCAGCAGUGGUAGCGAAGAUGAUGACUAUGGUGUUAGAAAAGGGAAAGAUGAUUUAGUUUAUGACAGUGAUGACUCUGACAAUGAAGUGACAGACGAUUUAAUAGGUGACAAAAAGAAGGUAUUCGAGUUCCUAAACACAAGUAAUAUGAAUGAACUAUCAUUGUUGAGUGGAUGCUCACAAAAGAAAGCAGAGGCUAUAAUGGCACUGAGACCAUUCAAAGGAUGGUUGGAUAUGGUAGAAAAAUUUAAUAGCAACAAAAUGCUGAGCACGGAUCUCUUAAACUCCACUCAAGAGCUACUAACAACCAGGAAUAACAUUCAACGGCUAAUGAAGAAGUGUGUUGGUCUGGCGCAGCAGCUCGAGGCGGCUGUAGCUGCUGGCGCUGGACGUCUCAAACAACCCUCAAUUUUAGAUCCUAGUUUAAAGCUAGCCCCAUACCAGUUGGUGGGACUGAACUGGCUAGCAGUACUGCACAAGCAGGGCGUGUCCGGGAUCCUGGCAGAUGAGAUGGGACUGGGCAAAACGGUUCAAGUGAUAGCCUUUCUUGCCCAUUUGAAGGAGACAGGCCAAGCCAAGGGAACUCAUUUGAUUGUUGUUCCGGCUUCUACUUUAGACAACUGGAGCAGCGAGCUGUCCCGCUGGUGCCCAUCGCUGCGCGUGAGCAAGUACUACGGGCACCCGGACGAGCGGCGGCAGCUGCGGAUCGAGUACGCGCGCGGGCUGCAGGACGUCGACGUCGUGCUCACCACUUACACCAUGGUGAACAGCUGCCCUGAAGAGCGGAAGAUGUUCAGGAUAACUCCGAUGCACUACGUCAUCUACGACGAAGCGCACAUGCUCAAGAACAUGUCCACGCAGCGAUACGAUAAUCUCCUUAAAAUUAAGUCUAAACACCGCCUCCUGCUGACCGGGACUCCGCUGCAGAACAACCUGAUCGAGCUGAUGUCGCUGCUGUGCUUCGUGAUGCCGCACAUGUUCUCCGGGAAGACCGACGACCUGAAGAGCUUGUUCCAGAAGAAUACCAAAUCGAAGACAAAGAAGACGGACGGCGCGAAAGAGGACGACGAGCCGGCCUUCGAGCAGAGCCAGAUAACGCAGGCGAAGCGGAUAAUGAAGCCGUUCGUGCUGCGGCGGCUGAAGCGGGACGUGCUGCAGGACCUGCCCGACAAGACCAACCACACGCAGCUGUGCGCCAUGUCCGCCGCGCAGGGACGCCUCUACAAGGAGCUCAUCAGCGGGUUCGCCGACAAGGACGGAGCGAUCCACGCGACGACAGAGCAGAGCGGCAUGGCCAUGAUGAUGGACAUGAGGAAGCUGUCGAACCACCCGCUCCUGCUGCGCUACCACUACCAGGAGGCGCAGUUGAAGAAGAUAGCGGCGCGUCUCGUCAAGGAGCCGAGCUAUAAAGAGAAGAACGAACACUACGCCUUCCAAGAUCUCCUGUGUCUGUCCGACUUCCAGAUACACCAGUUGGCUUUGCAGUAUUGCAAACAGCACACGAUACCGGAGUCGCUGAUCUUGGACUCUGGAAAGUUCCAAAAGCUGGACGAGAUGCUGCCGAAGCUGAAGGCGGGCGGCCACCGGGUGCUCAUCUUCAGUCAGUUCACGAUGAUGCUGGACAUCCUCGAGCCCUACCUCACCAUCAGGAGGUAUCAGUAUCUGCGCCUGGACGGUAGCACCGCCGUUACGGAGAGACAAGACCUAAUAGACCAGUACAACAACGAGAACAUAUUCGUGUUCCUGCUGUCGACGAAGGCGGGCGGGCUCGGCAUUAACCUCACCGCGGCCGACACCGUCAUCAUCCACGACAUCGACUUCAACCCAUACAACGACAAGCAGGCGGAAGACAGGUGUCAUAGACUGGGCCAGACCCGGCCGGUGACAAUAUACCGGCUGAUCAGCGCCGGGACCAUCGAGGAGGGAAUAUAUCAGGUCGCGCAGGAGAAACUUAAUCUAGAGAAACACGUCACUGGGGAAGACGAGAACGAACCGACGGAGCAGAAGAACGUCGUCCGGCUGCUGUCCGCCGCGCUGGGCCUCACCUCGCCCAACAAAUGAACAGACAGACAACCUCACCGAAUAAAUGUGAUCGUACAUAGUUUACAGACGUAGUGACGAACGUAACGAGAGAAGAUACAAUAUGAAUGUCGCGUGUAUUAAUUUUAUCUAUACUUAAUAUUAUAAGCAUUGAUGGUACAAGACCGCGCGGGAGGCCACCAAUGCGGUGG